This is a messenger RNA of Gigantopelta aegis, 1829 nucleotides long. RefSeq lists its product as uncharacterized. The record is from RefSeq and is a predicted model, not a curated record. Gene Ontology annotation, biological process: DNA replication. The transcript is spliced from 2 exons. NCBI's taxonomy places the organism in Eukaryota, Metazoa, Mollusca, Gastropoda, Neomphalida, Peltospiridae. The coding region runs from base 140 to 1174 and encodes 344 amino acids. Gene Ontology annotation, molecular function: nucleotide binding; DNA binding; DNA-directed DNA polymerase activity.
CGUGGGGUAUGUUCUAGACUGUGAUUAAGAAUAUCCCCGCGAAUUGUAUCGCAUUGAUCAAACCUUACCCGUUGCGCCCACCAAAGAGAGCAUCCCCUACGACCAGUUCUCCCCCUACCACAAAGACCUUCUUAAAAAAAUGGGGAACAAAAUGAAAAAAUCUACGGGAACCAAACUGUUUUCGACGUUAAAAAAUAAGAGUCACUAUAUCAUUCAUUUUUCCACUUUACAGUUCUACCUGCAAUUGGGCCUGAAACUCGUCAAAAUUCACAAAGUAUUAACAUUCAUUCAAGAUCCAUGGAUGAAACCAUACAUUGAUUUUAAUACCCAAAAACGCAAAGAAGCCACGGACGAAUUUUCAAAAGAUCUGUUUAAAUUAUUAUCCAAUUCGGUCUAUGGAAAACAAUUGCAAAAUGUCAGAAAUUAUCAACAGGUAGAACUAAUCACAGACGAAAAGAGAUUGCGACGGUACACGGCAAAACCUAAUUUUAAAUCUGUUAAUAUCUUUUCGGAACAUUUGGUAGCCGUCAGCAUGGAAAAAGUGUCGGUCACACUAAAUCAACCCAUGUCCGUUGGCUUCACCAUUUUGGAACACGCCAAACGUAUUUUAUACGAUUUUCAUUACAAUGUCAUGCUAAAAGAAUAUGGAACUCGUUUAAAAGUACUCAUGACUGACACUGAUAGUUUAUUAUAUCAAAUCUCGGCUCCCGUGGGUAGACCAUUGAGAGACCCUUAUGAUUUCAUACACGCAAAUCUAUCUCUUUUUGACACGUCCAACUAUCCAAAAGACCACCCGCUCCAUUCUUCAGUCAGACACAAAGCUAUCAGUGUCAUGAAGGACGAAGCGGGGGGACAAAUCAUCAGGGAAUUUGUAGGGCUGCGAGCCAAAAAUUAUUCAUAUAUAGUGGACAAAACUGAAGGUGUAACGAAGGAAGAACUGAGAGCAAAGGGCAUUCAGAGAACAUUUAUUCGUAAGCAUCUUCAUCACGAGAUGUUCAAAGAUUGUCUUUUAAAACAUAAACAAACCACGGCCUCUUAUCAUCAGAUUAGAUCUUUUCAUAACGAAUUGUUCACCAUCAAAACCACGAAAAUAGCAUUGACGCCUUUGGAUGAUAAGAGAUACCUUUUAGACGAUGGCAUCGAAUCUAAGCCCUAUGGGUACAAUCCUCUGUAAUUGGUUAAAUAAUAAAAUGCACAAAGAAACAAUGUCCAUUUCUUGUCAGUAUUAAAUCAUUAAAAAUAACUUAUUCAAUAUUCCCCUUUUGUAGUAAUGUAUUUAGUUGUGUGCAUAGCAAACAGUGAUACAACCACCUGUGAUACCACUGCCUGUGAUCAAUCAUCUAUAAAGCGACCACCUGUAAUAUCAUUGAUAUAUUCCAAACGAAAGACAUAUUUCCCAUCUAUUACAACAGUGACAAGACUGGAUGUUCAGCGCUGAAAUGUCACAAAUUGUCUGCUAGAUCUGCAUUCACAAGACAGAGAAUGGGAAACCCCAAUGUUGCACGUCACGUCUCAUUUGUGUGAACAGAUACUUUUUAGCAUCACAAAAGUAGUGCGUUAUUGACAAACUAUACAGUGGGAUUUCUGUGAAUAGCUACUUAUAACAAACUUCAUAACGUGUAUGACAAAAAGAUACAUUUGGAUAAAUACGCUGCAGAGACACUAACAAGAUUAUGAAGAAAAAUAAAGGACACAUUGUUUCAACAUAUUUUUAUUCAUGUUUGAACUAUCUUGUUUAUAUGUGAUGAUGAUGGACAAGUCUUCAUUUAAACUUUUCAAGAGUUUUUUGUAUCUUCAUUGUUUUCUGUCCAGGUGGACCACUGACUGUU